Messenger RNA from Durusdinium trenchii, 724 nucleotides. NCBI's taxonomy places the organism in Eukaryota, Dinophyceae, Suessiales, Symbiodiniaceae. The record is from the annotation of a GenBank genome assembly.
AGAAUCUUGGCUGAGCUGCUCGAAAUCGAACCUUGCAAGGCCAUGGUCUCUCCCCUUCUAAUUCUUUCACUGGGUCUUGUGAAUUCAAGCUCCGUGGAACAAUGUGCAUACCCUGGUGGUCAAUGCUGGGAGUUAAAGAUGCAAAAGUGCAAAGGCUCACAAAACUGGACGUUGCAUGGUUUGUGGCCUGAGUGGGGCAACGGGUGCGAAGGACCUGAUUUUGACAUGAAUGCCUUGCGAGACAUUCGUCAAGACUUGCAAAGCAAGUGGCCUUCUUGUCCUGAAUAUGGAGAAUCUGAGGAUGAGUUCUGGCGGCACGAGUGGCAGAAGCAUGGAACGUGUUCGGGAUUGAAUGAGCUCAAUUACUUUCAAACUGCUUUGCGGCUGCACGAUCAAUUCGCAGGCCAAUGUUCCAGCGAACGAUCCAUAUGCCAGGUCUGUUUCAGCAAGGAUCUUCAGUCACAAGAAUCUUGCCCGAGUCAACUUGGCAGCGUGUCAGAGGUCAUCGUGUAACGUUGAGAGUCGAGCCAAUCAGAGUCCUGUCGUGGCUUUUGUUUGUGAUGGUUGAAAGUGAAGUAGUUUCCAGCGGCUUGGGCUGCAAACGGCUUCGCGUGUGGGUCACCUUCUUGCAGACUUGCAACCGCAACUCGUUCAGUGGCUGUAGUUUAGUGAUCUGCGGGCAUCCUCACAAUCCUUCUCAACACGUGUUUGUGCGCAGUCGGGG